CCCCCUCAUCUGUCAGUCAAGUUCUUUGCGGUGCUAGGACAGCAAACUUUUACAUGUUAAGACCCGAGAAGGGGAAACUCUUUAUCUCCCAUGAAUCUGUAAAGUGAGAUGUUGGGCAAGAUGAGGGGAGAGCUGAGUUUGUGGGGGCUGCCUGAUACUUUUGAAAGGAUUUAACCUGCAGCAACUGUGUUCAUUCUAGAAGCAUGACAGAAAAAGAAAUUCUUGAGCCAUCUGCAUCACCCACAUCUGAAAGGGGGAAACCCACAGAAGGGCUGCAGCGGCUAAAGCAGCUUUUCACACGCAAGCCCAAGGAGGAGCCUGCCCCAGAGGAACCACAGGCCAAUGGAGAGCUGGUCAGCCCCACGGGAGGACCAAUCUACUACAUCUAUGAGGAAGAGGAUGAGGAAGAAGAGCCUGAGCCACCGCCUGAGCCGGAGAAACCAGUUAACGACAGACCUCACAAGCUCAAGGAUCAUUACUUCAAAAAACCCAAGUUUUGUGACGUCUGUGCCCGCAUGAUUGUCCUCAACAACAAAUAUGGCCUGAGAUGCAAGAACUGUAAAACUCAUAUCCAUCAUCACUGCCAACACUAUGUGGAGUUCCAGCGCUGCUUUGGCAAGAUUCCCCCGGGUUUCCGUCGUGCUUACAGCUCUCCAUUGUAUGGUGCUGAACAACGUGCUGGUGCUAACCGCAGUGACCCUGUGUUUGAGACGCUGCGGACGGGUGUUGUCAUGGCAAACAAAGAGCGCAAGAAAGGGCAGGACGACAAGAAGAAUCCAUUGGCUGCUAUGAUGGAGGAAGAAACAGAGGCCCCUAAGCAGGAGGGUGGCAAACCUGAGGCAGGAAAUCCAGAAGGACAGAAAGCUGAGAAGAAUACCCUUGAUGACAAGAGUAAGAAGCAGCAACCUGGAUUCCAACAGUCCCAUUACUUCAUUGCACUCUAUCGCUUCAAAGCCUUGGAGAAGGAUGACCUGGAUUUUCACCCGGGGGACAAAAUUGCUAUUGUCGAUGACUCCAAUGAAGAAUGGUGGCGGGGCAAGAAAAUUGGGGAUGUCGGGGACAAAAUUGGAUACUUCCCACCAAACUUCAUUAUCCGAGUGCGCGCAGGAGAACGGGUACACAAAGUGACGCGGUCCUUCGUGGGCAACAAGGAAAUUGGGCAGAUCACACUAAAAAAGGAUCAGAUUGUGGUACAGAAAGGUGAGGAGCUGAAUGGCUACGUGAAAGUCUACACUGGCCGCAAGGUGGGGUUCUUCCCUGUCGACUUCCUCCAAGAAAUCUGAGGCCCAGCCCUAGCAUUUACAAUGGUUUCAGAGCCAGACCUGGAGAAGGCCAGGUUGUUUCCUUGAAGACAGAGAUUUCCGACUGCCAAGGACUCUCUGCAAUGGAGUUGGGUUCUGCGAGUGCCUGUGUGGCCCAGAAUGAAGAUAUUCCACCAAGGCCUGUAUCUCUGAGCUAGGAUUCAAGGCGAGGAGUACUGUACAUAAUUUUGUCACCAUUGGGGGGCCUUGGCACUCCUGUUGAACUCUGUGGCGGUGGCAGAUUCCAGAAUGAGUUUAGCCAUUAAUCCUUGAUGAUGUAAGCCACGGAGGUGCUGGGAUGUGGACAAAGGUGUUCUGCUUCCUGUCUGCAAAGGAAGUGGAUAGCAAUAGUUCAUGUUGACUGCCAGACUUGACAAAUGGCAUUUGCUGCUACCUCCUGCAGGUGGCACCAAGCUUGUGUGUGUGCGUGCGUGUGUGUUUACUCGGAAGCAAAUGGCUGUCCCUUUGCUGGCGGGGGGCAGGCCUGGCUCCCAGCGUUACUUGGAUUACUUAGAUUUUGUUAUGUUUUGCCAAUGUAUGUUAUCUCUUUCUGCCCCCAGCAGCCUGCUUACCUGCCUUGGCGUAAAGCAGCAGGAUUUGGGAUCACUGUCCAGUGAAGUGGCCUGAUUUGCUUGGGAAAAGUUGUAGGGCUGAUCAGCUCCAGUUAUGUUGAAUUAAUAUACCUCUCUUACCAUCCUUUCCCUACAUCUCCCUACUGUUGUGAAAUUGAUUCUUUUUAGAUUGUCCCCUUUCAGAUACCAUCUGGUCUCACUUAUGAGGGAGGCCUAAUGUUCUAGAUGCUUCUAUUUUGGGCAACAUGUAUAUACAUGCAUUUCUCUAUACUGUACACAGACAUUUCCCAGCCUUUUUUGCUGUCAUGAGGUUGGGGAAAGAGCAUGCAGGAUCACUAAAUGACCACAGAAAAGUGUGGGGAUUUCUUGGUAUAGAAAAAGAGCAUUGUCUGUUUCUAUGAUCCUUGCGUACUUUGAGAUGGCUCAAGAGAGCAUGGAGUCCAUGAUGAACUGAGCCCUCUGGAUGUUCUGAAAAUGAGACAACAGUGGGUCUGCAAGUGAUGCAUGCAGAUUUUUCCAUGCUUCUGACCUGGUCACAUGUGCACCUCCUCCAUACAAAGAGGCAUGAGCUUACAUACCCAUCCGAGACUCAUAGAUCUCCUGGUGGGAGAGAGGCCCCAAAAGAUGGCCUGUGAACUCUUAUUUGUGCAUCUGAAGCUGCCUUUUUUCUUAAGUAAAUGAGGAAACAAUUUCUCCUUAUAAUCUCUAGCAUUACUAGAGGAUAAUUGAGGCUGGGCGUGGGGGUGAGGGAGAUGCCAUAGAAACUGAGCCUGCACUGAGAUAUUGCCAGGUUUCAGGACUGCUGAAAAGGUACAGACAGCAUUUGGUGACUAGCAUGUUAUGUGCAGUCAUUUGCAGUACUUGCCCUGCUGGUAAUCUUGGUGCAAUUGCACUCAUUUCACAUGAGCCCUUUGCCUGCUCACAUCUUAGGAUACUUGCAAGGUUUGUUUGCACAUACUCUCAUGUGCAGUCGUGUUCUGGUGCUUGCUUUCACACCUGCACACUGAGGCACUCAUAUUUGUUUUCAUGAGAGGCCAAGCCAAGCCAGCUUGCAGACAGACCACUUGCUCAUUCUCAUUUACUCACAACUAAUUAUGCUUGCCAAAGCAUGCUAAGGCAUCAACACACUCCAAAUCAUGCUUAGUUGUUACCCAUUUUUCAUGUACCUGCACACAUAAACACUGUGGUGCCCUUCUCAAUGUUUGCUGCCUGUUCAACACUUGGAAUUCAACAAGACAGCAGCGCUGCUUCCCUGCCCUCUCUAAUGCUGCCAUCCCAUUAGACUAGUAGCCAGAAUUCCCCUAUGUGCUUCCUUUGGCUUCAUGACCUAUAUUGGUUUCAUAGAUCCAUGGUUAUUGCAAGACACACCAGCCCAGUCCAUGCGGGGCCUUAUUUUUUUCUCCCAGUCUACCCCUUGUUUAGGAUCUCUGUCCACCACCAUACCCACUUUUAUUGAGUCCCAUUUUUCUCUUGCAUUUCAUGGAAGUUUCAUCCCAAAUACAUUUCAGCAGUGCUUAACCUUCGUUGUCAUGUGUCCACUAGUGGGUGCUGACACAUCUACAAGAUUCUGACUGCUGGUUAUAUGGUUUCUUCUGAAAUGUUACAGGAGUUAUUUCCCUUUAUUUCACCCCAAAUACUUUGAUGGUACUCAUAUAGUACUGGGUAAUUUACAGAUUCUUGGGGCUAGUCUAGCAGAACCAAGGCUGCUUGCAGUCUGAUCCAGCUCUGGAGUAACUCUUAAUGCACAAGAAUAGGAACAGGCUACAACUCGUUUUCACUAUGGUACCUGAACCCACGGUUUUGCUGCUACCAUUUGCCAUAUUUAGUCCACAUUUCCUUCUAGGUAAUGUAAGGAUACCUAAUUCAUAUGAAUAGGGAUACUUGGGACUGGUGUGAAUCUAACCACAGUUGGGUAGUACACUUUGAGAACGACCAGAUUUGCCACCUACUCUAAAAGGUUAAGUAACAUAGAACCAAGGACCAGACCUAUCUUGGGUCGGAGUGAGAACUAGUAAAUCUCCAAGGCAAAACUCAACAUAUCAUUCAUAAACAAGGGAAAUACAAGAAAUCAAGUCAGGCACAAAAGAAAAUACAGACAAAAUGCCAUCAGUGGUCCAUUAGCGAAUGGGACACUACCCCACCAGCCUCAGCCAGCCCCCACCCACCUGCCUUCUCAUUGCAACCAGUCAGGGGGUAUCUCUGCCUGUCAUUGGCUGUGGCUCCAUCUCUUGUUGGUCUCCAUGCCUUCCACCCUACCAGUCCAAAUGAGCAUCAACCACCACUGAAUGCCAUACUAACUAAUGACAGUUGAAAGUUCAGUAUUAAAGGAUAGAGAACAAGGUAGAAGAAUCAUCUAGUUACCAAGUGUAUUAAGGUCAUUGCAAGUAGAUGCAAGUAUACUCUAAGGUGGGAAUGGAGAACUUAUAGGAACAUAGAAAGUUGGUCCAUCUAGCUCAGUGUUGUCUCCAGUGACUGCCAGUGGUUCUGACUCAAUCAAGGAGUCUUUCCCAGCCCUUCCUGGAUAUGCCAGGAACUGACCCUGUGACCUUCUGCAUGCAAGGCAGAUGCCUACUACUGAGCUGGUCCUUCUUACUUGUCCUUCCCACGUGUAAGUCUCCAGAGGUUUCUGAUCUGCAGCCCCCAUAAUCUCUGACUAUUGGACAUGCUGUUUGGGAAUGAUGGCAGUUGGAGUCCACAGAUGCUCAAAGGCCUAGAGUCAGAAUGGGCACUUUGCAGUUCCAGAUAACCUUGGGUGUGCGUGUGUGAGAAGCAGAACAAAGCAGGGCUAUUUAUUGCUAGGUACUUGGUCUCGUAUCUAAAAUGAUUUCAUGUUAGUUAUAGCCUCCUUGGAGCAUUGGAACCCCAUGUGAUUUUUGCACCCAAGGAUUUGUGUUAAUCAGCUUCACCCAAAGAGCUCAGGUCUGAGUCAUAUGUGAGCAAGGAAGAGGAGAAGUUAGCAAAUAGGGUUAAUUUGCACUUGUUAGGACAUGUGUGCAAGAAGUGUUUGCAUCGUUUUCUGAUCAGAUAAGAAGGUAUGAGCAAUGAAAAAAAUGUACGGUGGGUGCUAAGUGGCUUUGAAUAUGCCUCUCCAACUGCCUGUCUAGAACCUUUCAGUACUGCAUUUGUGAGUGGGUGAUGCAAGGUGGGAAUUGAUAGCUAUGAUUGGAUUUCAGUUGGAUAAGGCAAUACAAAAACAAGCAUAUUUUUUUGUCUCUAAUACAAGCAUAACCAAUGUUUACACCACUGUA
Messenger RNA from Rhineura floridana, 5121 nucleotides. It is a transcript of the gene STAC3, whose product is annotated as SH3 and cysteine rich domain 3. The coding region runs from base 204 to 1283 and encodes 359 amino acids. Gene Ontology annotation, molecular function: protein binding. Lineage: Eukaryota; Metazoa; Chordata; Lepidosauria; Squamata; Rhineuridae. The record is from RefSeq and is a predicted model, not a curated record. The transcript is spliced from 12 exons. Gene Ontology annotation, cellular component: extrinsic component of cytoplasmic side of plasma membrane. Gene Ontology annotation, biological process: positive regulation of protein localization to plasma membrane; positive regulation of voltage-gated calcium channel activity; skeletal muscle contraction.